ACAUGGUGAAACCAGCGGUGUGUGUUGGAGUGGUUCACAAACCGAAUAAACGAAGUUUUAAACGCCAUUUGCGUACACCCUCCACAGCUGCCAUCAAUUGAUUUGGGCCAGCCAGCGCAUCAAAUAUCUACACAUUUUCCCUCGCAAAAAAAACGUUAAUAGGUGUUAAACGGGGGUGCAAAGGCCCCCCAAAUUGUCAGGUAUCAAAUGUGCAUAUAAACAUGCUACGUGCACAUCAUUUUCUUUCUCGAUUCCAUAUGGCCAAUACGUGCACGCUACUAAGAAUUUUCCUUCUUUGGCAAGGAAGAAAAUACUAAUCAAUUCAUGAUUGAACAUCGUGUGGAGCUGGACUGGAGGUGUCAUUGUUGCCAUCCUGAACCGUGUUGCCAUCCUUUCGGUAUGCGGCAGCACAAAAAUCUAAAGAGACCACGCCUUGACCAUGUCCUCAAUUCCGUCCAUCUUCUCCUCUGUCUUCCCCUUUUCCUUCUAACGACACCAGGAGAGAAAUUUCCUCCUGUGCGCGUGAAACAAUUUUCCUCCUCGCCACGAGAUCAUCUCCAACUCAAUGGAAGACCUAAAAGUUACGGCUUCAUAGUCCCAUCCCACCACGAGGGGCACGGUGGUCGGUGGGUUGAGGGUUCUCAGCUGGCUGGAGACUGGAGCAUAUGUUUUCUUUCAAGUCCAGAGUCAGGGUUUCAUGGGGGAAUCAGACGUGAAGGAACAGCAGCCGAACAGGCUGCAGGAGGAGCUGAGGAAGGAGAAAGAGAAGGCACGCGCCCUAGACGAGAUACAAGACCUGCAAGGCGAACUGGAGGCAGCAAGAGAUUCAGAGAAGAAGAUGCUGCUGUCAUUGCAGGCUCAAACAAAGCAGCUUGAGCAGACCAAAGUAUCCCUGGAAGAGGCCAAGAUUGAGAUAGCUUCGCUACGAGACAGUAGGCAGCCGUUCAAGAAUUUCAGGAGAAGGGGUUUGAUGUCAUUCUCCUUUGCCGACCCUGGCGAGGCGGAGACAUGGUCGCUACAGCGUGAGCUCAGGUUAGCUGUGGAAUCCGAGGAGAAGUGCAACAAGGCCAUGGAUGACUUGGCCAUUGCCUUGACUGAACAAACCACAGAGGCCAGAGAAGCAAAUGUGAAGCUUUCAUUGGCGCAAGCCGAGUUGAAUAAUGCAAGGACCCAAGUGGAGACCUUGAAGGCCUCGCUAGAAAGCACAGAGGGCAAGCUCCAGUUGGCACUGGAAGAGGCAGACCGGCUAAAAGUCGAGUCAGAUGAAUUGGCAGCUGCCUCAAAAGAAAAAGAGAGAGGGCUCGUUGAUUGCAUCAAGAUGUUUGAGGAGGACCUAAGUAAAGGAAAGGAAGAGAACGAUAAGCUGAUUGAAUCACAGAGGGUGACCAGAGAUGAGAAUUCUCGGCUGAGAGAGAUGCUGAAGCAUGCGGUGGGCGAAGCUAAUGUAGCAAGAGAAUCGCUGGAGAUUGCCAGAGUGGAGAAUUCUCGCCUUAACGAAGAGAUGUUUAAGAAAGAGAGUACCUUGCAGAGUAUCAACCAAGAAUAUGAAUCCCUCAAGAUCAGCGAGGCAGCCGCACAGAGUAGCAUUAAAGAAUUGAAGGAUAUGAUUGAUGCUAUGUUCAGUUCUGAGUCGACCAAAACGUCAGCAGAAGCAUCACCUCGUGAGGCCAAGGGAAGCAAGAUGAAGGAAACUUCUGUGGCAGCAGAUUAUGUGUAUUCUGAUGUCGAAAGAUCUACUCGUCUGGACGACAUAAAAAACCCUGGAAAGCAGAAAAAGAAGACAAUUCUCAGAAAAUUUGGUGAAAUAAUGAAGAAAAGAAACUCCUAAAUUGUAAUCUAGUAUUACGAAAGCAGUAUAUCUUCCAUUUUGUUUGUUCAGAUCCCUUGAGCACACAGGACAGCUAGAAUGCCAAGAUUUACAAUGAUG
This is a messenger RNA of Zea mays, 1927 nucleotides long. Its product is annotated as WEB family protein, chloroplastic-like. The coding region runs from base 698 to 1828 and encodes 376 amino acids. NCBI's taxonomy places the organism in Eukaryota, Viridiplantae, Streptophyta, Magnoliopsida, Poales, Poaceae. The record is from RefSeq and is marked validated. The transcript is spliced from 2 exons.